Leishmania braziliensis MHOM/BR/75/M2904 is the source of this 444-nucleotide messenger RNA. RefSeq lists its product as hypothetical. The record is from RefSeq and is a predicted model, not a curated record. Lineage: Eukaryota; Euglenozoa; Kinetoplastea; Trypanosomatida; Trypanosomatidae. Bases 1 to 444 code for a protein of 147 amino acids. The transcript has a single exon.
AUGAACGAUAUUUACGCGAAGCGCUUGGCGCAGACGACGAUGUUUCAUCAGCUGAUGCGCAGCCACGGCACACUGUGGGCAGCGACGCAGGUGACAAAAGAAAAGCUCGACUUGGAUUUUGUGAAGGAGGAGAUGAUGCGCGUCAACGGUCGCCGUUCGAUGCCGCUGCUCGUCGAUGCCGCUGCGAAGGAAAACCUCGCCGAAACUCACCUUGUUCACCUGACGGAGCACUGUGCAUGGGCCGAGUCCGCUCGCGCCUUCGCCGUGCAGCGGCAGACCCCGCUAACACAGCACAUCGCCUCCAUGGGACGCAUGGCGGAGACCAUCACGCAGGCCAAAAAUGCGUCGACGAGUCAACUCCUGUUUAGCGAGCACAUGGCCCGCAUUGACGGAAUUAGUGAAUUCGAGGAGGAGCCGCUCUUGGAGGACGAGGAAGACAGUUGA